Messenger RNA from Phyllostomus discolor (pale spear-nosed bat), 1222 nucleotides. RefSeq names its product primary cilia formation (gene CIMAP3). Gene Ontology annotation, molecular function: cytoskeletal protein binding. Gene Ontology annotation, cellular component: ciliary basal body. The record is from RefSeq and is a predicted model, not a curated record. The coding region runs from base 331 to 1044 and encodes 237 amino acids. NCBI's taxonomy places the organism in Eukaryota, Metazoa, Chordata, Mammalia, Chiroptera, Phyllostomidae. Gene Ontology annotation, biological process: regulation of cell projection organization. The transcript has 6 exons.
CCAAGACGUAGGUAUGGGAGCCUAGGGUCCUCCAUGGUCAGGUGAAGAAGGCACAAGUCAGUCCAGCUGGGGGUUGUUAUAAGUGUAGUGACAUUUCUAGCCAAAGAAUGAUAGAGCUUGGAGACAAAUAGAACAUAGGAGUUGGGGGUGUCCUUUUGGAAGGAGCUUUCUGAUUAGGUCACUACUAAGGCGGAUGGCAGAAAGCCAUGUCACAAUGGCCUGAACGGGGACUCGACGGGAGGGGCUACUGCUUGGCGGCCAGUUUCAGUGACACCCUGCAUUUCUCGGUUCAAGUCCACUUAGGACAGUGGUGACUCAUGAGGGUUGGAUAUGAAGAAAACUGGAAUUCUGAAAGUUCCUCGCAAGGAGAGCUCUGAUUCAGAUCUUCUCGGAACUUUUCAAAGCGCGAACCAGUCGAUCGACCUAGAAGCACAGGGCACCAAAAAGCAGCGGGUGUCCCAGCCGUUCUGGAACUUCACCCAUGAAGCGCUGGUUAACUACUCCUUUGGGACACGUCAACAGAGGAAGCUCUUUCCUCACGCUUAUCCCCCCAACUUUCUGGGGAACAAGUUUCUCCCUCUUAGGGGAGCACCCCACAGAGGGCCUGGAUGUUACACUACAGAAAACAGGUAUGACUGGGUAUACAACCUCUCUAAGAUCCCGACCAGCAGAAAAGGAUAUUCUUUGGGAGCCAGAACAGCCGCGAGGUUUAAGCCGAUCAACAAGGAUGUGACACCUCACCCAGGCACGUACCAGACAGUGAGUCUUCAGGAGCAAAACGUCAAACAAAAUUUUGCUCCAUUUAAUGUCAUGGUGCCUCGAUUUGGGACAUAUUCAAGGGACAAGUAUCGUCCUGGCCCUGGCACGUACAACCCGGAGAUAAGGCCACCCCCCAAAGUCACCUGGCCAAUGAAAUUUGGAUCUCCAGACUGGGCCCAGGUUCCAUGCCUGCAGAAAAGAACCCUCAAAGCAGAGCUGCCCACGGACAAGGACUUCAGAAGACAUCGGAACCGCUUGGCCUACUUGCGCCUGUUUUACAAUUGAGGAGCUGGGACUUCCUUCGCGAGCUGCUCCUGACCGCAGAGUCUCCCGGAUGGAGGACGGAGCUGCUGCUCCGGCUCUGCGUAGCUGCGGUCGGUCCCCUCGUCCGCCGCAGGGGGCCCGGGAGAGGCAGGGGGCUCUUAACUCCACGUGAGAGCAUAAAGACCGGUUCAGAACGUUC